AUGGUAGAUCAUUUUAGAUUGAGCCACGCUUGCUCAUCAGCGGCACCGGUGGACAAGGAUCAUACCUAUCCUAAUCAUCGCUUGCGCUCGAUAAAUGACAUGGCGAUCAUCGCCAAGGUCCCGUUGUACGGCCAAUACUGGCAUAUCAAGUUCAAGAUAGUGUACUUUUCCGAGCUGUACAAUUGA
This is a messenger RNA of Plasmopara halstedii, 186 nucleotides long. RefSeq lists its product as uncharacterized. Bases 1 to 186 code for a protein of 61 amino acids. Lineage: Eukaryota; Oomycota; Peronosporomycetes; Peronosporales; Peronosporaceae. The transcript is spliced from 2 exons. The record is from RefSeq and is a predicted model, not a curated record.